This is a messenger RNA of Zophobas morio, 2474 nucleotides long. RefSeq names its product nuclear pore glycoprotein p62-like. Gene Ontology annotation, cellular component: nuclear pore; nuclear pore central transport channel. The transcript has 11 exons. Lineage: Eukaryota; Metazoa; Arthropoda; Insecta; Coleoptera; Tenebrionidae. The record is from RefSeq and is a predicted model, not a curated record. Gene Ontology annotation, biological process: protein import into nucleus; RNA export from nucleus. Gene Ontology annotation, molecular function: phospholipid binding; structural constituent of nuclear pore. The coding region runs from base 62 to 2443 and encodes 793 amino acids.
UGAGGAUUGUGAAUAUCUCUCGUUCAGUUUUUAUUGAUACAUACAUUAUCUCCCUUUCAGUAUGUCUUUUACAAAUUUCGGUGGAACAAUAACUACUGAUUCAAAAUCCGAAAAUACUAACACGGGGAGUAAUCCUUUUAGUUCAAGCUUUCAAACAAAUGCUUUAAAAUUUGGUCAGGCCGCAGAGAAUCCUACUUCGGCUGCACCUUCUCAAACAUCUGGUUUUUCUGGUUUUGGAGUGGGUCCUAGUACUUUUGGAGGCAAUACAAUAUUUGGUGCUUCCCUAAUAACUACUCAGAACAAUGAAAAAUCUGGUGAAAACAAAUCAUUUUCUUUUGGUAAUUCGUCAGAAUUCGGAACUACUAGUGGAGGCUUGAACACUUCUCUUGGUACUAACACAGAAAAAUCCUCAAUAUUUCAAAGCGACUUAACAUUUGGAAAAAAUUUAAAUUUUUCGGGCACAACAAGUUCUUUUCAAUCCAAAGGGCUUCCAACCUUAUCAACCGAUAAAACUAUAAUUGCAGAAGACAAAAAAACGUCAAACUUACCCUCCUCAGGAGUUACUUCGUUCUCUUUAGAUAAAACUUCCACUUUUCAGAAUCCAUUUUCUUUCGGAGCUGGAAAGGUUAGUUCUCAAAAUAUAGGUUCUACUAAGGAAGUUAACGUUUCUUCUGUUGAAUCAAACCCGCUUGAAACUAAAAAUGUUUCUUCAGCUGCUAAUUCUAAUUUUACAGCUUCAGGGAAUUUUUUUUUUGGUUCUACUAAAACUUUAAAUAAUAAUUUUUCUUUUGAGACCGGAACGGCUGACACUAAGAGUGUCGGGGCUAAUUCCAAGUCUAAUAUUAAUCCUCUGAACACCGACACACAAGAUAGAGUUAACAAUAUAUUUGCUACUGCGAAAACUACAGAUGUUCCAACCGGAACAACUGCAGGCAAUCUUCCCUUUUCGAAAGAAAAUAUAAGUUAUCAGUCUUCUGGAUUUGGCUCGGUUCCUACUGCUUUGAAUUCCGAAAAAGCACUGGGAAGUAGCUCUUCCAGUACUUCAGAAAGUGGAACUAAACCUUUUAGUUAUGAACAAUCUUCGACUUUGACCGGAUUCCACCACACCAGGUACAGCUCCCAAAAUCCUGCUCCCAAUUUUACCUUUUCUACCUCAAAAGACAUUGUUAAGCCUUCUAACGAUUUUAAAAAUGCUUCCACUAUUUCUAACGCCUUUUCUUUCGGAAGUAAUCAGCCUACCGUCACUACAAACCUCAAGAAUACUUCCUCUCAAGAAACCGAGUCUAUUGUUUCUCAAUCAAUGAAGGAAAAAAAAAACAAUGAAGCGCCUUCUACUUCCAUUCAAAGUUCUGUGCCUUCAUUUGGCUUUCCCAGCUCUGCUGAUAAUAAAACAAUUAAUUCUGGACAAUCUUCUACAGGCUCUGGAAAUUUUUCUUUUGGGAGCCAAACUUCUAUAAGCGGAACAGAUGAUAAGAAGACUACAUCUUUAGCGGCGAAUAUAAUUCCCUCUGAGCCAAGUACUCUUGCUUCUCUGCAAAGCAAAGAUGCACAGACUUCUGCAACAACCUUUAACCUUCCCAGCACUGCUAGCGGUGCUAGUCAAGAAAAUAGUAAAUCAUCAGUAGAGACUACUGAGAAACCCACUUCAUCCUUUGAGCUUUCGACGGCGACUACACGGGCUUUUCCUGGAGAUUCUUCUUCCGGAGACAAACUCAAGCCUGCCACAAGUUUCAAUACUUUUUCUAAAAGUGAAGCAUCUUCAGCUCCACCGCCGACCACUUCCAGUGCGUCUUCUCUUACUAUUCCAGCUGGCGUUCAAGCCAGUGAACAAAUAAAAAAAAAAAUGGAGGAAAUGGCCAAAAAACUUGAUGAGAGAAAGAUUGAAUCGGUGUUAAAUGAGUGGAAGCAGACAACAGAAGUGAAUAUACAAAAGUUUAUUGAACAGGCAGUGGAAAUAGAAGGAAUUGAUCGCCAAACUCACGAAAAUUAUGAAAAAAUUGUAACUCUCAACCGUCAAGUGGAUGACUUAUUAGAACAGCAAAAGCUUCUGGACAGUAAAAUAGAGUUUGUUAUGUCCCAGCAAGAUGAUCUUGACGGCGUGCUGAGCCAAAUAGAAAACAGUUUAUCCACACAUAAAAACUUUAAUAACAUGAACUUAUUGGGCAGCGCCGAUCAAAAGCGAAGGAGAUUGUAUAGUCUCGCUGUUCAGUCCAAUAAGAGAUUAACUAAUUUGGAAGAAGAACUAAAAGAGCUCAUUAGCGACUUGAACAGAGCAGUUUUAAGGGGAGCAGAUCCAGAAGAUCCAGUUAGUCAAAUUGUGAAAAUAUUGAACCAUCACAUGUCGUCGUUGCAGUGGAUCGACCGCAACGCCGGGCAACUCCUCAAUAGUAUUGAAGAAAUCAGUUCUCAAAUGGAUGGUUUAAAACUUGCUCAUGAUGUAUAGGAUCUUUUUAUUUUUAAUAAAUUUAAUUAUA